Gavia stellata (red-throated loon) is the source of this 1587-nucleotide messenger RNA. It is a transcript of the gene NUDT17, whose product is annotated as nudix hydrolase 17. Gene Ontology annotation, biological process: NAD+ catabolic process; NADP+ catabolic process. Gene Ontology annotation, molecular function: NADH pyrophosphatase activity. The coding region runs from base 241 to 1587 and encodes 448 amino acids. The transcript has 7 exons. The record is from RefSeq and is a predicted model, not a curated record. Gene Ontology annotation, cellular component: cytosol. NCBI's taxonomy places the organism in Eukaryota, Metazoa, Chordata, Aves, Gaviiformes, Gaviidae.
CGUGGUGCCGUGGCAGUGGCUAUCGUGGUGGCAUAGUGGUGCCGUGGCGGUGGCCGUCAUGGUGCUAUUGUGGUGCCGUGGCGGUGGCCAUCGUGGUGCCAUCGUGGUGCCGUGGCAGUGGCCAUCAUGGUGGCAUAGUGGUGCCAUGGCCGUGGCCAUUGUGGUGCUGUGGCAGUGGCUGUCAUGGUGCCAUAGUGGUGCCACACCAGUGGCCAUCGUGGUGCCGUGGCGGUGGCCAUCAUGGUGCCAUCGUGGUGCUGUGGCAGUGGCUAUCCUGGUGCUGUGGUGGUGGCCAUUGUGGUGCCGUGGUGGUGGCCAUCGUGGUGCCGUGGCGGUGGACAUCAUGGUGUCAUCGUGGUGCCGUCAUGGUGCCAUCAUGGUGCCACGGCUGUGGCUAUCAUGGUGCUGUGGUGGUGGCCAUUGUGGUGCCGUGGUGGUGCCACGGCGGUGGCAAUCAUGGUGCCACGGCAGUGGCUAUCAUGGUGCCGUGGCGGUGGCCAUCAUGGUGCUGUGGCAGUGGCUAUCCUGGUGCCAUGGCAGUGGCCAUCGUGGUGCCGUGGUGGUGGACGUCAUGGUGUCAUCGUGGUGCCAUCGUGGUGCCAUGGUGGCAAACAUCAUGCUGCCAUGGUAGUGGCCAUCAUGGUGCCAUGGCUGUGGCUUUCAUGGUGCUGUGGUGGUGGCCAUCAUGGUGCCACGGCGAUGGCCACGCCACCACCGUCCCGCUGGCGCUGCCCUCGCCAUCCCUCCCCGCAGAGCGUCACCGGCGCCUUCUGCCCGCCACAUGAGGACACGGCAGUGGUGAGCUGCGGCCUGGACCGCGGCCGCUUCCUCCUCUCGGACGUGGCCUUUCCCGGCUCCACCGUCGCCGUCCUCAAGAGACCCUCCUUCUGCCCCGCCAAGCACCUGGGGGCGCAGCCGGAGAUCGCCCUCCCUGCCGAGCUGCGGGGCCGCGGGGUGGCCGCGGGGGUGGCCGUGCUGCUGCAGGCCAGCACCGGCCGCAUCCUGCUCACCCGCCGCGCCAGCACCCUCAGCAUCUUCCCCAACGUCUGGGUGCCGCCGGGUGGGCACGUGGAGCCGGAUGAAGAGUUGCUGGAGGUGGGGCUGCGGGAGCUGGCGGAGGAGACGGGGCUGCGCCUGGAAGCGGGGACCUUCUCCUGGAGGAUGCUCGGCCUCUGGGAGUCCAUCUACCCGCCCAUGCUCAGCCGGGGGCUGCCGCGCCGCCACCACGUCGUGGCCUACCUGCUGCUCCUCUCCGCCGAGCCCCACCAGCGCCUGGAGGCCAGGAUGCGUCCCAGCGAGAGCGAGGUGAGCGCCUACGCCUGGCUGGAGCCCCCCGUCCUGGAGGCCAUCGCCGCCACGGAGGAUGGAGCGGAGACUUUGGGAAGCGUCCCCAGCGCGCUGCCGGCCACCGUCGGCAUCACGGAGCUGAGCGACGGCUCCGCCAGCACCACCCAGCUCCCGACCGCGACCUUCCUGACCACGGCUCCGGCCGAAGGGGAGGACGUGGAGCGGGUCAGCACUGGCACCAAGUUCGCCCUCCGGCUCUGGCUGGAGUCCCUGGGGGAGCCGGGGCGGGCCGGGCCCUAG